Recurvomyces mirabilis is the source of this 804-nucleotide messenger RNA. RefSeq lists its product as uncharacterized. The coding region runs from base 1 to 804 and encodes 267 amino acids. The record is from RefSeq and is a predicted model, not a curated record. Lineage: Eukaryota; Fungi; Ascomycota; Dothideomycetes; Mycosphaerellales; Teratosphaeriaceae. The transcript has 2 exons.
AUGUUCCUCCGCCCCACUAGGUAUUACAACUCCGAAGACGAUGGUCCACGUUUCCCAGAAGAUGUUGAGCCUCGCUAUCCACCUGCUCAAGGUUCGCCUACAGUAGACGAGAGAUAUCAGGACGACGAGGAAGCGUUGUCUGAUGCGGGCAGUAGUGGUAUGGCAUCCGACGAGUGGGAAGAGAUCAUGGCCCGACCUCGCCUUGACAUGAAUGCACCUGCCGAAGACCAUGACUGCUUCUCCGAUGAAGAUGACGAAGAUGAAAGUGAUCGUGGCGAGUCCGACGAGGACGACUACUCAAACAUCGUGCUAGACAUGGAUGGUGGUGAAGCGAUCAGAUUCCUCCGCGCGCUGCCGCAAAAAGGCAUCGAGCACAUACAUACCUUGGCAAUUACAGGCUCACAGCUCAUGGGCGAUGACGGUCCUAGUCGUCGUGCAUGGUCGGGAGACAUCAGGAGAUCGAGGAUCGUCGGACCGGUGCGCAUGCAUACGCCCUUUGGCGAGCUGCUGGCCCAUGUGCCGAAGUUGACGCAAGUGGAUCUGUACACACCAUACGGCGGGAACGAGGACUUUUACUGCACGUGGGGGCCGGUCGAGAUACAGACACUGCUCGCCUACGGCCAUCUUCGUUUCCCGAACCUGGUGUUCUUCGGCGAAGACACGGUGGAAGCACUGCAGAAGUCAACCUUGGAAGAGUGCUAUGAUCGUCUGAUGGAAUGCUUCGAGGACUCAUUCGCCACUCACGAGUUCGAGCUGGAAUACCUGCGCCCGAGGGCGGGUACGAUGAUGACCACCGCGCUCUGA